Molecule: messenger RNA, 810 nt
Organism: Cotesia congregata
Lineage: Eukaryota; Metazoa; Arthropoda; Insecta; Hymenoptera; Braconidae
Source: the annotation of a GenBank genome assembly
AUGGCGUACAUGGGGCACAAUUACGGUGCUACGGACCAGCGGACGGUCCCCGAUGUCGGGUUCAGCCCCACGGAGCUCUACAGCCUCACGGAGAACAUCACCACGAAUAUCUAUGCGAUUAACGCCAGCUGGAAGUCCAUGGAGCGCGCUGCCAAGCACAUCGGGACCAACAAAGACACCCGGGAGCUUCGCGAUCAAGUCCAAGUAACCCAAAAGGCAACAAACAACGUAGUAACCCAAACAAGCCGUGACAUAGCCCGAAUAGCAGUUCUAAUGAAGCGAGGUGACAAGGAGCAAAAGUUACAAAUAGAAAAGCUCACCACUGACUUCAAAGACGCCCUCAGAAGAUACUCCGACAUGCAACAGUCGGUGCUACAAAAAAUGAAGCGACACGUUUUACAAGACGUCGACUUCGAUAACUACCGCUUCGAAAGCGACGAAGACGAGGAUGAGCAGAUAGCCUUCGUAAAACAAGAUCAACUUCGCCGGAACGAGCAAAGAGCCCUGGAAUUUGAACAAGGAAUUUUGCUGGAACGUGAAGACUUGAUUCAGAAACUAGAGGGUGAUAUUUUGGACGUUAAUCAGAUAAUGCGUGAACUUGGUGCUUUAGUUAAUCAACAAGGAGGUUCAAUUGAUACAAUAGAAAAUAGCAUAGAAAACGUCCACGGAAAUGUUGGUCUAGGUGCUCAGGAGCUUUCCCGAGCGAGUAGUUAUCAAAAUAAGUACCGUAAAAAAGUAUUUUUCAUUUUACUUCUAGCAAUAAUUGUCGUAAUUAUUUUAAUAGUAAUCCUAGUCACAAAAUAUAGUUAG